UUAUUUUCCUCCCGCGUCUCUCUCUCCUCGACGGCAGAUCAACCUUUACUAAUCUUUAUCGAGCCGAACCAACGAGGAGGACCGGAGAAGGGAGCGAGUGUGGGAUAAAUAGAUCGAUACCCUCGGCCUUGGGUUUCUUCCGGUCAGAGGUGGCCAUUUCUUUCUUUCUUUCUUUCUUUCGUCAGAAAGAGGAGAACAUAGGAGAAAGUCCUCCCGCCACCGGUCUUCUCAGCCCCCGUCUCUUCGUUCCUCGUUCCUUUUCCCCCUUCCUUCUGUUCGUUUUUCUUUUUCUGGUGCUUUGUUUUGUUUUAGGGGGAAGGGCGGGAUACGCUCAUUCUCUUGUUCUGUUUCUUGGAGAAAAUAAAGAAAGGGAAAAAAGGAAGAAGAAAUUCUUGCGGGGACUUGGGUCCGCUCCGGACCAGCGAGAAGAGGGGGGCGGGGAGGCCUCCAACGAGCGUCGAGGGAUAAUAAGCGCAGGGCGACAAAUGGGGCGCAGAAAGGUCGGCAAGUACGAGGUCGGCCGGACCAUCGGGGAGGGCACCUUCGCCAAGGUCAAAUUCGCCAUCAACACCGAGACCGGAGAGAGCGUCGCCAUGAAGGUCCUCGCCAAGACCACCAUCCUCAAGCAUAAGAUGGUCCAUCAGAUCAAGAGAGAAAUAUCUAUAAUGAAGAUUGUCAGGCACCCCGGCAUAGUCAGGCUGCAUGAGGUUUUGGCUAGCAGGACAAAGAUAUACAUCAUUCUAGAACUUAUCAGAGGAGGCGAACUCUUUGAUAGAAUAGUUCAUCAAGGAAAGCUUCAUGAGAAUGAAUCCAGGCGGUACUUCCAACAACUUAUUGAUGCAGUUGAUUACUGCCAUAGUAAGGGUGUCUACCAUAGAGAUUUGAAGCCCGAAAAUCUUCUUCUUGAUUCUCGAGGAAACUUAAAAGUUUCAGAUUUUGGUCUUAGUGCACUUCCACAGCAAGGAGUUGGACUUCUUCACACAACAUGUGGGACCCCGAAUUAUGUUGCUCCUGAGGUACUCCGCCAUGAAGGUUAUGAUGGUGCUGCAGCAGAUAUAUGGUCAUGUGGAGUUAUCCUAUAUGUUUUAAUGGCUGGAUACCUUCCUUUUGAUGAGACUGAUCUUCCAACCUUGUCUAGAAAAAUCAACACAGCAGAAUUUUCCUGCCCACCUUGGUUCUCUUCAGGAGCUAUCUUGUUGAUACAUAAAAUACUUGAUCCUAAUCCAAACACUCGCAUUCAUGUUGAAGGAAUAAAAAAUGAUCCAUGGUUCAGGAUAAAUUAUGUUCCUGUUAGACAUGGUGAAGAGGAAGAAGUUAAUUUGGAUGAUGUUCAGGCUGUUUUCAAUGACAUUGAGGAUCAUUAUGUUACUGAGCAGGUAGAAACUAAAGAUGGAGGUCCUCUUAUAAUGAAUGCUUUUGAGAUGAUUACUCUGUCUCAGGGGCUGGAUCUUUCAGCAUUAUUCGACAGAAGGCAGGAUUUUGUGAAACGCCAAACUCGUUUUGUGUCACGCCACUCAGCAAGGACCAUCAUAGCAACCAUUGAAGCUGUUGCUCAGUCAAUUGGUCUCAAGGUUCAUUCCCAAAACUACAAGAUGAGGCUUGAAGGAGUGUCCUCGAAUAAGAUGGGCCAGUUUAUUGUUGUCCUGGAGGUUUUUGAAGUUGCCUCUUCCCUUUUCAUGGUGGAUGUUCGGAAGGUUGCUGGUGAUACACUAGAAUAUCACAAGUUCUACAACAUUUUAUGUGGUAAGCUGGAGCAUAUCAUCUGGAGACCGACAGAUGCAGCUGGCUAGAUCUUUCACUUCUUAGGACAGCAAAUUGCUGAUUUACUUUUGAGAGACAGCAUGCCGAUCAACUCUGAGGUUUGUUGCAAAUGUAAUCAUUGUUGGUAAAGCUCAACCCAUGUGCAUUCGAGGAGGAUUAACAUGAAAGGGGCCAGCUAUGGUUGCCACCGUUACCGGUAUAUCAAACCGGUUUGAGGUAUUUCAGUGUAUUUAUCUGUGGAGCACCGCUCAAAGUCAAAGGCCUUCCUCGAAAUGACGUGCAACUGUUGUUGGCCAUUAUUAAAUAGAUUCUGUAUGGAGUCGCAAGAUGUGUAGGUAUAUGAUAAUCCAUGAAAUCACUGGUAGCGAAGUUUGUUGGUCCCUUUUAUUAUCUUUUGACGAACACGUUAAUGUUGAGCAGCACAUGAUUUGAGAUUCUUGCCAAGGCUUGCCGUCUGCC
Molecule: messenger RNA, 2220 nt
Organism: Phoenix dactylifera (date palm)
Lineage: Eukaryota; Viridiplantae; Streptophyta; Magnoliopsida; Arecales; Arecaceae
Source: RefSeq, a predicted model, not a curated record